AUGGCUGCCGAUGGCGACUCCUUCUUGCCUCGCAUCCAGUCUGUGUUCUACGCUGCAUUCGACGUCCGACAGGGACCAAAAAUCGUAUACCAAGUCCCUGAAGGCCUGAUCUCUUGCUCGUCUGGGACAACAUCAACUCUGUUCAAUUUCGACGACAUCUCGAAAUAUGUCAUCCCCCAUCCUAUGCUCUGUGGCAGGCUUGUCAUUUGUGCGGCCAGAAAGUACCGUAUAAUCGGUUUUCCUACUCAACUAAGGGGAAAGUACGAGCGAAAUUAUUUCCGCUUCAACCUCUGCUUUGUGUUCGACCGCUCUGCAGACUUGAGCUGUUAUGAGCCUGUCGUACGGAAAGUCAGCCGCGUGCUGACGAAUUGCGAAGAAGAAUCGGCCUUCCUUUCUUCCCCAGAAAGCUCUUUCAAGAUCCACGCCAUCUUGGAGCAACUCUACGAGGACCUCAACUCCUAUUCGGAGACCUCCAUCUCUUUAGACAGAUUCAAUUCCAUAGAACUGAAGAUAUUCCCAUUCUAUCCGAAUCCACCUCCAGUAAUGGAUUGGACGGUGCCCUUGGCUCUGAUUAACCUGGAGAAAAAUAUAGAACCCAACUGGGACCUUACAAUGGCCAAGGUCUGUCAAUAUAUAGACGGAAUCAACCAUGUCAGCCGAAUCGCUCACCUCGCCGAGUGCGAUGUUGAAUUGACGAGACAAGCAAUUUCGCACCUGUUGUUUUAUCAAGUCAUCAUGACAAUUGAUAUCUUCCAGUACUCCAAUAUGUACACCCUACGAAAGAGUAUACAAUGGCUUGCAGACGAAGCUCAUGUGAAGGAAGAGUGUGGCGCGUAUGUGGCGAAGCCUGGAAGGAUGCACGCCGAUUGGCCAAAGCUUUUGCGUCUAUAUUCGCGACUUAAACCUGGUACAACGGUAUUUGAAUGGAUGCAAGAGCAUGACGUCCGCGAUAUGGGCAUUGACGUGCGCCGUUUCACAAGCUUCGGAGUCAUCAAGGGUUUCCUUCGUCGAGUCCACCGUUGGCCCAUUCUCCUCAAAGACGAAGCCAAAAAUUCCAAAGACGAUCCAUCACCUAGCCCACCUUCCCCCUUGGUGGAGCUCUUAGAUGGGGAGCAUCAUACAGAUGAGCUAUGCACGAGAUUCGAGGUCGGGUGGCCUAUGAUGGAGCAGUGGCUGGCUGCGAUUGGAGGAGGGAAAGGCGAGGGUGAUCUGGGGAAGGUUUUGAUUAUUUACCGAUGA
This is a messenger RNA of Stereum hirsutum FP-91666 SS1, 1239 nucleotides long. Its product is annotated as nitrogen permease regulator 2. Bases 1 to 1239 code for a protein of 412 amino acids. Gene Ontology annotation, biological process: negative regulation of TORC1 signaling; positive regulation of autophagy. Gene Ontology annotation, molecular function: GTPase activator activity. The record is from RefSeq and is a predicted model, not a curated record. NCBI's taxonomy places the organism in Eukaryota, Fungi, Basidiomycota, Agaricomycetes, Russulales, Stereaceae. Gene Ontology annotation, cellular component: vacuolar membrane; GATOR1 complex. The transcript has 8 exons.